Molecule: messenger RNA, 2059 nt
Organism: Cottoperca gobio
Lineage: Eukaryota; Metazoa; Chordata; Actinopteri; Perciformes; Bovichtidae
Gene: casq1b
Product: calsequestrin 1b
Exons: 12
Coding region: 187-1524 (445 amino acids)
Biological process (GO): regulation of skeletal muscle contraction by regulation of release of sequestered calcium ion
Cellular component (GO): sarcoplasmic reticulum lumen; Z disc
Molecular function (GO): calcium ion binding
Source: RefSeq, a predicted model, not a curated record
GGGUUGACACUGUCGGACCUGCUCUUCUCUAGCCGGUGGGGAACGGAAGCGGACAUUGUUCCUAACUCUCCCUGCUUGACAUCAACUUACGUUAGGAACAACGUUUAACCUCUCAAGUGUAAUUUUUUCCCCUUAUACUUAAGGCUCUGAGAAGAGGUGUUCUUGAGACCACCAGGUGACGUAGCCAUGAAAUGGGGCUGGGUGUUUUUGGGGGUCUUCCUAUCUCUGGGGACCCUGUCCUGGGGGGAGAAGGGCUUGGAGGUCCCAGAGUACGAUGGCAAAGACCGUGUCCAUGACCUCAGUGCCAAGAACUACAAGUCCGUCAUGAAGAAGUACGACGUGAUGGUGAUCUACUACCACAAACACGUGGAUGGGAACCGGAGUGCCAUGAAGCAGUUUCAGAUAGAGGAGCUGGCUUUGGAGUUGAUCACAAGUCAAGCAGCAAUUAUCUUCCAGCUUGCGGCCCAAGUUCUGGGUGAUUUUGACGAUGAGGACAUUGGAUUCGGCCUGGUGGAUGAAAAGACUGAUUCUGCUGUUGCCAAGAAGCUUGGUCUGGAUGAGGUGGAGAGCAUCUACAUCUUUGCUGACAAUGAGAUCAUCGAGUACGAUGGCGAGCUGGCAGCCGACACCCUGGUGGAGUUCCUCUAUGAUGUGAUCGAAGACCCCGUGGAGAUCAUCGACAACGAGCGUGAGCUGAAGGGUUUCUACAACAUCGAUGACGUCAUCAAGCUGGUUGGCUAUUUCAAGAGCGAGAAAUCUCCCCACUACAUUGAAUUCGAUGACGCUGCUGAGGAGUUCCACCCCUUCGUCAAAUUCUUUGCCACAUUUGACCCAAAGAUCGGCAAGAAGCUGAAGCUGAAGGUCAAUGAAGUCGACUUCUAUGAGCCCUUCAUGGACGAGCCCGUCACCAUUCCAGGAAAGCCCUACAUUGAGUCUGAGCUUGUUGAAUACAUUGAACAGCAUGACAGGCCAACACUGAGGAAGCUUGAGCCUCACAGCAUGUAUGAGAUCUGGGAGGAUGACAUUGACGGAGAGCACAUUGUUGCCUUUGCUGAGGAAGAUGACACAGACGGUUUUGAAUUCCUGGAAAUCCUGAAGGAGGUGGCACGCGAGAACACUGACAACCCAAACCUCAGCAUCAUCUGGAUCGACCCCGACAAUUUCCCCCUGCUGGUGCCAUACUGGGAGAGGACCUUCCGCAUUGACCUCUCUUCUCCUCACAUUGGAGUGGUGGAUGUUGAAGACGCUGACAGCGUGUGGAUGGAAAUGGACGACCAGGAUGACAUGCCCACAGCUGACGAGCUCGAGCAGUGGAUCGAGGACGUUCUAUCUGGAAAGAUCGACCCAGAUGAUGAUGAUGAUGAUGAUGAUGAUGACGACGAUGAUGAUGACGAUGAUGACGACGACAAUGAUGAUGACGACGACGACGACGACGACGAUGAUGAUGAUGACGAUGAUGAUGACGACGAUGAUGACGAUGAUGAUGACGACGAUGAUGACGAUGAUGACGACGAUGAUGAAUAAAUGUUUACUGCCAUUUUUCACUUCCCUAUAAUUUUGCCAGAAAUGGCAAAACCCCAAAAGUAGCAGUUUUUUCUAACAUCUUGCAGCAAACACAUUUUGUGUCUUUUUGCUUCCUGUAUGGUUUCCUGUAAGGGACAAAUAUAAUGACCCUGUGGGAAACUUUUAUCGUGAGUUAGGGAAGGAGAUCAUUAAAGAAACAGAGGAUUUGCAUCUCUUGAUGAACAGGGUUGCAGCUUAAUAUGUUAUAUAUCAUUUGUUACUGUAUUAAAGUAUGCUAAUCUCUCACCUCUGAGGUUCAUAAUGAAUGUGAGGCUAACAGAGGCUAACCUUCCCUGACAUGUCCUACCUAAAGUCACAGACCGGGGUUCACCCCUUUUCUAAUUUUCUCUAAUUUACUGUAAUCCUGUUUCAAUGUUUUCUACUUGAUGAAGAGAAGAAACACUUUCUUGUACUAUUUUUAAAGCGAGUAAACCUAAACUCACUGGACAGUCUUAAGAUUAUUACAAUCUUGGAAAACUAUUAAGAUAUCGGGAAG